Messenger RNA from Carassius carassius (crucian carp), 512 nucleotides. It is a transcript of the gene afp4, whose product is annotated as antifreeze protein type IV. The transcript has 3 exons. The record is from RefSeq and is a predicted model, not a curated record. Gene Ontology annotation, biological process: lipid transport; lipoprotein metabolic process. Gene Ontology annotation, cellular component: extracellular region. Gene Ontology annotation, molecular function: lipid binding. Lineage: Eukaryota; Metazoa; Chordata; Actinopteri; Cypriniformes; Cyprinidae. Bases 25 to 417 code for a protein of 130 amino acids.
GAAAAUCUCACUCAACCUGCAACCAUGAAAUUCUCCCUCAUCACUGUCCUUGUUGUUGCUCUGGCCAUUGGCUCUGAGUCAGCAUCUCUGGUCAAGAGAGAGGCUCCUGCUGAGCUGGAGAAGAUCGCCAAGUACUUCCAGGAUCUUGUGGACAACCUGAAGAACGUCGAGGGCCCUGAGCUGGCCAACAAGGCCAGUGCUUACUUUGAGCAGAGCAGAGCCCAGCUCCAGCCCAUGGUUGAAAAGCUCCAGGAGCAGCUGAAGCCCCUCUCCAGCAACAUUGAAGACCACCUCAAGCCUCUGGCCGCCUCCGUCCAGGCUCAGGUCGCCCCCCUGGCCGGCAUGGUCCAGUCCCAGGUUGAAGAUGUCCUCAAGUUUGUGGCUGACCAGACCAAAGCCAUGCUGCCUCCCCAGUAAAACCAUUCCUUAGUUCUUUUCCCAUUAUGACACAGUCUCUUUGUAUGUAUGCUGGUAUGUUAGAAAUAAUAAAAAGUAUGAUAAAAAAAAACUGA